AUGGCGUGUCCCCACGUUGAGUCCCUGUCUCUCCGGGCACCCACACCCUCCCAGUCAGUCUACCGCGAGGACUGCACUCAGUGCUUCGACUCAAUUGAUGAUCCCGCCGGUCUUGACGUUUGCCUGCAGUGCUUCAACGGUGGCUGCGCGGGCGACCGACACCACUCGAACCUCCACUAUGCCUUCCGAAGCCACCCCAUCGCCCUCAACAUUAAGCGAACUCGCAAAGUAGUGGUUCGAGAUGAACCCCCCGCGAAGAUGUCCAAGCUCGCCAUUGCGGCUGAGACCGAAGAAGAUCGCUACGAGACAGCUCUAUCCGUCAAGUGCUUCGACUGCAACACCGAGCUCGACAGAACCCACCCCAGCUUGGCCCCUGUCAUCGAUGGCAUAAUGACGGCGAACACAUUUUCGCGGAAGGAGGAGGUCAAGGCCUGGGAGCAAGAACUCACAUCAUGCGAGCACAUCUUGACAAUGCAACAAGGAGAACCCAGGAGGAUCGAGGGCCAGGAUCUAGGCCACUGCUCCAUGUGUGAGUUGAACGAGAAUCUAUGGCUUUGUCUCGAGUGCGGGAACCUCGGCUGCGGUCGAGCCCAGUUUGGCGGCGUCGGAGGAAACUCCCAUGCUCUUGCCCACGCCAAAGAGUCUGGACACGGCGUUGCUGUCAAGCUUGGUUCUAUCAGUGCGGAGGGUACGGCGGAUGUAUACUGUUAUACUUGCGAUGACGAGCGGAUCGACGAUGCGCUUGCGACGCAUCUUGCAAACUGGGGCAUCAACAUUGCGGAGCGUCAAAAGACGGAGAAGAGCUUGACUGAGAUGCAAAUCGAACAGAACCUGAAAUGGGAAUUCUCUAUGACUACCGAGGAUGGAAAGGAGCUGAAGCCGGUAUUUGGGCCAGGUCUAACCGGGUUGAAGAAUCUGGGAAACAGCUGCUAUCUUGCCAGUAUGCUGCAGUGUCUGUUCGACAUGCCCUCGUUCCAGAAGCGCUAUUUCCAGACCAGUGAAGACCUGCCUCUCAUUGAGGAGCCUGCCGAAGACUUGGAGACGCAGCUUCGCAAGCUCGCCGACGGUCUCCUAUCUGGUCGCUACUCGAAGCCUGAUUCUGAUAUUGUUGCCUCGGAACACUCCCCUGAGAUUCCUCACCAAAAGGGACUCGCCCCGUCAAUGUUCAAGCAUCUCAUCGGCAGAGGACACCCAGAGUUCUCUACAAUGCGCCAGCAGGACGCAUUCGAGCUCUUCCAACAUCUAGUUAAACUCGUCACCCGAUCCAAACAUUCACCACCCGCCGUCGACCCUACAACACCUUUCAGGUUCGUACUCGAGCAACGCCUACAGUGCCGCAGCUGCAAAAAGGUCCGGUAUUCGAGCAAUGAGCAGGACAACAUCAUGGUCAUUCUUCCUAUGGAGAAGGAAGCUGCUAAAGAGGGAGAAGAAGACGCCGCGCCGGCGUGGAAGCCCGUCACUUUCAAGCAGUGUCUUGACGACUUUACGGCGGAGGAGGUAGUCGAACUCACGUGCUCCUCUUGUGGCUCCAAGGAUGGAUACACCAAGAAAUCCUUGUUCAAGACAUUCCCCGAUGUGUUGGUUGUCAAUGCCCGACGUAUGGCUGUGGUCAACUGGGUGGAGAUCAAGGUUGACGUACCGGUGCUUGUUGACGACGAACCUUUCCUCCUGGACGACUAUCUUUCCAAAGGUCAGCAGCCUGGUGAGGAAGCCCUCCCCGAGGAGGCAGCUUCGGCUCCGGCAUUUCAGCCCAACGAGGAGGCUCUCGCACAACUUGAGGGCAUGGGAUUCCCCAAGGUAAGGUGCGAGAAAGCACUACACGCCACUGGCAACAGUGAUGCAAAUGCAGCCAUGGAGUGGCUCUUUGGCCACAUGGAGGAUCCUGAUAUCGAUACCCCAUUAGACUUGGGCGGUGCCAGUGCGGCGGGAGGUAGCACUGCUGAUCCGGAGAAGAUCGAGAUGCUAGGUGCUAUGGGUUUCGGUGCACCUCAAGCUAAGAAGGCUCUCAAGGAGACAGGAGGAGAUGUUGAGCGUGCUGUGGAGUGGCUUUUCAGCCAUCCUGAUGAGCAAGGCAUCUUUGAUGAUGAUGAGGCUGGCGGUGCGGCGAGUGGUGCCCCGACGGAUGCUGCGCUUGUUGGGAGUGCGGAACUGCCUGCCAAGUUCCAGCUGCAAAGCAUUGUCUGUCACAAGGGCACAAGCAUCCAUGCUGGUCACUACGUUGCUUUCAUUCGCAAAAACCUUGGCGACAGGGUCUCUUGGGUCCUGUUCAACGACGAGAAGGUCGUUGAGACGGAUAAUGUAGACGAGAUGAAGAAGUUUGCCUAUGUCUACUUCUUCAGGCGCGUAUGA
This is a messenger RNA of Phaeoacremonium minimum UCRPA7, 2349 nucleotides long. Its product is annotated as putative ubiquitin carboxyl-terminal hydrolase 14 protein. Gene Ontology annotation, molecular function: zinc ion binding; protein binding; cysteine-type deubiquitinase activity. The transcript has 4 exons. Gene Ontology annotation, biological process: protein deubiquitination. The record is from RefSeq and is a predicted model, not a curated record. Bases 1 to 2349 code for a protein of 782 amino acids. NCBI's taxonomy places the organism in Eukaryota, Fungi, Ascomycota, Sordariomycetes, Togniniales, Togniniaceae.